Molecule: messenger RNA, 2677 nt
Organism: Megalobrama amblycephala (Wuchang bream)
Lineage: Eukaryota; Metazoa; Chordata; Actinopteri; Cypriniformes; Xenocyprididae
Gene: pkma
Product: pyruvate kinase M1/2a
Exons: 11
Coding region: 241-1839 (532 amino acids)
Biological process (GO): glycolytic process
Cellular component (GO): cytoplasm
Molecular function (GO): pyruvate kinase activity; magnesium ion binding; potassium ion binding
Source: RefSeq, a predicted model, not a curated record
ACUCGUUGUUCACUUGAUGAAACUCAAAUAAACGUUAAGAUAGCAAUGUUAUAAUCAGAUAUCGCUGGAAAAAAUAGUUAAAGUGAGAUUUUUAUAGUUUGACGUCAUAAGUAUCCCUCCGCGUGCUUUUGACGGAAGUAGUUCCGGUAGGCUUGGCGUAUCACCUUGAGCUCGCGAUCAGGAGCGCAUCAGUCACGGCAGACGAUCAGCAAACGCAGGAUAUUACCCGACUCUUCCAAGAUGCCCCACACUAAAGCUCAAGAUAUGGGAUCUGCCUUCAUCCAGACGCAGCAGCUCAACGCUGCCAUGGCCGACACCUUCCUGGAGCACAUGUGUCUGCUGGACAUCGACUCUGAGCCCACCAUCGCCCGCAACACUGGGAUCAUCUGCACCAUCGGACCGGCCUCUCGCUCUGUGGACAUGCUGAAAGAGAUGAUCAAGUCUGGCAUGAACAUUGCCCGCAUGAACUUCUCUCACGGAUCACACGAAUAUCAUGGAGAGACGAUGAGGAAUGUACGUGAAGCUUGUGCCAGCUUCCAGCCGGGCAGCAUCCAUUACAGGCCAGUGGGCAUCGCCCUGGAUACCAAGGGGCCAGAAAUCCGAACCGGGCUCAUUAAAGGGAGUGGCACAGCUGAGGUCGAGCUGAAGAAGGGAAAUAAGAUCAAAGUGACCUUAGAUGAUUCUUUCAUGGAGAACUGUGAUGAGGAAAACCUCUGGCUGGACUACAAGAACAUCACCAAGGUGGUGGAAGUGGGCAGUAAAGUCUACAUUGAUGAUGGACUCAUUUCUCUCCAGGUUCUGGAGAUCGGCUCUGACCAUCUGGUGUGUGAAAUUGAGAACGGAGGAACUCUGGGUAGCAAGAAGGGUGUCAAUCUGCCAGGAGCUGCUGUCGACCUACCUGCCGUUUCGGAGAAAGACAUCAAAGAUCUGCAGUUUGGUGUAGAGAUGGGAGUCGACAUGGUCUUUGCCUCCUUUAUUCGCAAGGCAGCUGAUGUGCAUGAAGUUAGAAAGGUGCUCGGAGAGAAGGGCAAGAACAUCAAGAUCAUCAGCAAGCUGGAGAAUCACGAGGGUGUGCGCAAGUUUGAUGAAAUCAUGGAGGCCAGCGACGGCAUCAUGGUCGCCCGUGGUGACCUGGGUAUUGAAAUCCCCACAGAAAAGGUGUUCCUGGCCCAGAAGAUGAUGAUCGGUCGCUGCAACAAGGCAGGAAAGCCAAUCAUCUGUGCCACACAGAUGCUGGAGAGCAUGAUCAAGAAGCCUCGUCCUACACGUGCCGAGGGCAGCGACGUGGCCAACGCCGUUCUGGAUGGUGCUGACUGCAUCAUGUUGAGUGGAGAGACUGCAAAGGGAGAAUAUCCCCUGGAGGCCGUACGCACCCAACACAUGAUUGCCCGAGAGGCAGAGGCAGCCAUGUUCCACAGGCAGCUGUUUGAGGAGCUGAGGCGCUCCACCCUUCUGACACGUGAUCCUUCUGAUGCUGUAGCUGUUGGCGCUGUUGAGUCCUCCUUCAAAUGCUGCGCCAGCGCCCUUAUUGUGCUCACCAAGACUGGCAGGUCUGCUCAUCUGAUCUCCCGGUACCGCCCACGUGCCCCAAUCAUAGCCGUGACCCGUAACGAGCAGACGGCCCGACAGGCUCAUCUGUACCGCGGCAUCUUCCCCGUCUUCUACAACAACCCCUCUAAUGACGUCUGGGCCGAGGAUGUGGACCUGCGUGUCAAUUUUGCCAUGGAAGUUGGUAAGGCUCGUGGAUUCUUCAAGACCGGUGAUGUCGUCAUCGUCCUGACCGGCUGGCGCCCAGGUUCCGGUUACACCAACACCAUGCGCGUCGUCCCCGUGCCAUAAGCGCCACAGGACCGUAAACGCACUCUACUGUUCAUACAUCACUCCCCUCCCUCACUCCCGCCCCUCCCCGACUCAAACGGGCUCAAACUGGUGACCUGAUGUCAUCACAGAAGCCUGGCUCCUCCCACACAGGCCAGUGGACCAUCAUCACUUAGACGUCGUUCUCACUUUUUUUUCCUUUUCAGUCUCAAUGGCACCAUAAUCUCGUUCAUCCACGGUUGUGUUACUCAUUAAAGCAGAGCUGUCUGUGCGCUUGUCUGUCUGCAUGUCUGGGACGGGUCGUGAACGUGACCAUUGAACAAACAGCAGCUUACCGAAACUAACCUUCUCCUUUAACAGUUCCCGAGUGGCGAAGGGCUCACGCGUGACUCUAGUUUGUGUUGUUUUUAUUUGUAGUGUGCGCUUUAUUUGCACCGUGUCUGUGUUCACACUCCUAAUGAUGUUACAUUCUGUGUUGCACUAGACCAUGAGACCAUUUUAUUUGGGAUGAGGCAACCAAUGUGCUACAGUAUAUAUAUUUUUUUGAAAUGUUGACGUUGGGAUGUCCAGCUCAUUUCUUUUGUGUCUGAGUGGAGUAAGAGAACGAUGAUGAGCGAGAGAUGAAUAUUGAUUGAGCAGCAGCGGUCACAUUCCCAGCUAUCUCUCCUGUUCAUUUCCUUUUUCUUUGCUGCUCCUGUGUGUGUGUGUGUGUGUGUGUGUUUGAGUGAGAGUGUGUGUGUUUAGAUCUACCCGCUUUGUGUCGCUAGGGUGCAAGAUGUACUUAUAACUGUAAGAGAAAUCUAUAGUAUCAUCUGAAGUGUUAUUAUUCAAGACUGAAUUAAUAAAGGAGAUGAGCAUC